Acipenser ruthenus (sterlet) is the source of this 2766-nucleotide messenger RNA. Its product is annotated as pyruvate dehydrogenase (acetyl-transferring) kinase isozyme 2, mitochondrial-like. Lineage: Eukaryota; Metazoa; Chordata; Actinopteri; Acipenseriformes; Acipenseridae. Gene Ontology annotation, biological process: regulation of glucose metabolic process; protein phosphorylation. The record is from RefSeq and is a predicted model, not a curated record. The coding region runs from base 188 to 1417 and encodes 409 amino acids. The transcript has 11 exons. Gene Ontology annotation, molecular function: pyruvate dehydrogenase (acetyl-transferring) kinase activity. Gene Ontology annotation, cellular component: mitochondrion.
GCGCUGGUAGAUUCAGAACAGAGCUCUGCGUGCAGUCCUUUAGAUAGCACGGAACCACUUAUCUGCGCGUUGACAAAGAAACAAGCUGUGAAUAUUCUUUUAUUCCAAGUCCUCCGGUUGUAUUCGGAUCACCGUGAUUUCUGUAAUACGUGCAGUUCAUUCCUAAGUGCACUAGUACAGCUUCACAAUGAAGUUCGUCAGGUUCUUAAUGAAAAAUGCUGCAUUGGCCAAUGCACCAAAACAUAUUGAUCAUUUUUCGAAGUUCUCACCGUCGCCUCUCUCUAUGAAGCAGUUUUUGGAUUUUGGCUCCACAAAUGCAUGUGAGAAGACGUCCUACGUUUUCCUGAGACAAGAGCUUCCGGUGCGGCUGUCAAACAUUUUGAAAGAGAUCAAUCUGUUGCCCGAUCGGUUAAUUUGCACCCCGUCUGUGCAGAUGUUGCAGAGCUGGUACGUACAGAGUUUGUUUGAUAUCAUGAACUUUCUUGACAAGAGUCCAGAUGACCACAGAAUACUCACAGCUUUCACAGAGGCCCUGGUUAAGAUCAGGGACAGACACAAUGAUGUGGUGCCCACCAUGGCUCAGGGGGUGCUUGAGUACAAAGAGGCGUUUGGGCAGGACCACAUCUCCAAUCAGAACGUGCAGUACUUCCUCGACCGCUUCUACAUGAGCCGCAUCUCCAUCCGCAUGCUCAUCAACCAGCACACUCUGAUCUUUGACGGUACAACAAACCCAGCCCACCCCAAGACCAUCGGCAGCAUCGACCCAAGCUGCAAAGUGGCAGAGGUGGUAAGAGAUGCUUAUGAAAGUGCCAAGUUUCUUUGUGAUCAGUACUACCUGGGCUCUCCCGAACUGGAAAUCGAAGAAAUUAAUUCUAAGUGUCAGAAAGAGCCGAUUAGUAUGGUGUACGUUCCCUCUCAUCUCUACCACAUGCUGUUCGAGCUUUUCAAGAAUGCCAUGAGAGCUACAGUAGAGACCCAUGAAUGCAGCCCCUCUCUUCCUCCAAUCAAAGUCAUGGUGGCACUUGGGGAUGAAGACCUCUCUCUUAAGAUGAGCGAUCGGGGGGGCGGGGUUCCCCUGCGGAAGAUUGAGAAGCUGUUCAGCUACAUGUAUUCAACAGCACCUACCCCACAGGUCGACCAUUCUGAGAGAGCACCGCUGGCUGGUUUUGGAUAUGGACUCCCUAUCUCCCGGCUCUAUGCACAGUAUUUCCAGGGGGAUCUUCAGCUGUACUCAGUGGAGGGCUACGGCACAGAUGCUGUCAUCUAUUUGAAGGCUUUAUCAACCGAUUCUAUUGAGAAGUUGCCCGUCUACAACAAAUCUGCCUGGAGACACUACAAAGUGAGCCAGGAGGCGGACGACUGGUGUGUCCCCAGCAAAGAGCCCCUAAAUCUGUCUGUGCACCGGGACUCGAAGUGAGCAGAGAAGAAUGUGCUAGGCCUGGUAACCUUGGCAACAGAACAGUCAACCUAGAGAACCUGGGGGAGGAAACGAAUAAGGACCUUAUCACCAUAGUAACAGACUAACCCAAGCUGAUAGAAAUUCUAUAAAAAUAUCUGGGACAGCCAGUACUCUUCCCUUACAUUCAUGAGGUCAGUACAUGUGAGCGUGUUGACAAAGGCAACGUAUAUGGCACUUUGUCGUUUUUCAGUGCUGUAUGUUUUUAUACAUUAUUUGGUUUUAUAUCCGUUCAACACUCGGAUCAAACAAGGGCAGCCAGUGGAUACCAACACAUCAGUGCUAUUCAGCUGUGCCAAAUCUGUUGGUAUGGGAAUGAGUGGGUGUGCCUCAACUUUGAAUGUCAGUGAUAUGGAUAACAUGAAUAGGAUCCAUGAACAACAGUUCUCAAUCAUAUAUUACACCCACAGAGGUAGACUACCACGUUUCUAUGUGCCUCUGUGUGGAAAUGACUCUGUGGGUAUAAUGUAGACAUACCGUAUGCAUUUUAUAAUGCAAUACCCAAAGGGUUUCCACAACUAACUGAAAAUGUUCAAUAUUGCACAGGUCUCUCUCUCUGUAUGUGUAUAUAUAUAUAUAUAUAUAUAUAUAUAUAUAUAUAAUAUAUAUAGAGAGAUAUAUAUAUAUAUAUAUAUAUAUAUAAUAGAAUAUACCUUUUUUUUCUGAAGUAUAACAUAUUUAUCAAAACAUUUAUAAUGUGACUUUGAAAAGAGGGCAUGGGUAAAGGGGAAAAGGAAAACUAGAAAACAUUAAUAAGAUUUUGGCCAGGGGGUCCAGAAUAGAAAGGAGUGCGAGCCAGAGUUUAAAUGGGGAGAUUUGGGCGGAGCAGAACUGGGGGGAGGAGCCCCAGCUCCUGCCCUCCCUGAAUCACACCUCCAAGGUUACAACGCAUUAUUUUCAGAACAGAGUUGCAUGGGAGUUUGCAAAAGUGAGAUUCUCUAGUAACUGGCCAGUUUGGACCCACUCAAGCACAGCACUCUAUACUGUGUUUUCAGGAAAGAAGUCAGAGACAAUUCCGAGGUCCUAAUAGCAUUCUGAAUAAUUCAGCAUGUUUUGCUCGUUAAGAAAGUGUUACUGCUAGUUUUAAAUUUCAAGAUGGAACAGUUUCAAUAUAUAUAUAUAAUCUCAUAAACACUCCACUAAUUGAAAACCUGUACUGUACUCAAGCGAACACAAAAUGUGAUUUUAUGUAGCCUACUGUCACUGAAUGUAUAUUUUGAAAGUCCAUAUUUUUGUAAAGCAACUAAGUUUUCCUAGUUGAGUGUUUGUACUGUCUUUGUGGUAUUUAAAAUAAAAUACAAUUUCAUGAA